AUAUAAAUGGUCUGAAAUCAAAGAUAAUGGUUUUUUAAUUAUUUUAAAUUUACAAUGUAUCGGUUUGUGAUUUUGUGUUUUGCGUUCUUCUGUCUGGAAACAGCUCUCGGACAAUCAACGCCAGUGUCACAAUGUCAGGCGAGCAACGGCUCGCUCCCAAUCAAUGCCUACGUCGUGGGCUGUACAGAACCGCCAUGUUCUCUGCCACAAAACCAGGACGUUGUUAUCCGUGUGGUAUUCAAAGCCCCUCGUAUCCUCCACGACAUGAAGACUAAAGCGGUUGCGAUUUUGGGAAUUGCCAUAAAUUAUCCUUUGGGACAAAACGAAGUCACCUGUAACUUCCUAACCAAUUCCUAUUGUCCGGUCUUGGAAGGAGAAAUAGUUGAAUAUUCUCUGAGAAUGUUUAUUGAGCCCAUUUUUCCAACUGUUCCAGUUACUAUUGAAUUCCGUGUGGAAGACGGUGAUGCUGUCCCUGUGUGGUGCAUCCGAUUACCAAUCGUCAUUGUCAGACCGCAAUGAGCAAUCAAUCCUUAAGUUAAGAUAACAAAACAUUGUAACACAAAUGUCAAAUAAAUUAUUUUAUUUGUAUAGUA
Messenger RNA from Danaus plexippus (monarch butterfly), 593 nucleotides. RefSeq lists its product as uncharacterized. NCBI's taxonomy places the organism in Eukaryota, Metazoa, Arthropoda, Insecta, Lepidoptera, Nymphalidae. The coding region runs from base 55 to 519 and encodes 154 amino acids. The record is from RefSeq and is a predicted model, not a curated record. The transcript is spliced from 4 exons.